Messenger RNA from Triticum aestivum (bread wheat), 895 nucleotides. Its product is annotated as zinc finger BED domain-containing protein RICESLEEPER 2. NCBI's taxonomy places the organism in Eukaryota, Viridiplantae, Streptophyta, Magnoliopsida, Poales, Poaceae. Bases 334 to 588 code for a protein of 84 amino acids. The transcript has 5 exons. The record is from RefSeq and is a predicted model, not a curated record. Gene Ontology annotation, molecular function: protein dimerization activity.
CCCCCCUCCCCUCGUUCCAUUCCCCCUCCUCCUGGGUCGAUUCCCUUCUCGCUCUCCUCACAGCGCCUCCUCCUCUCCAAUCCCUAACCCUAACCCUAAGGCAAUGGCGCCAUCGCCCGCGGCCUCUCCCCUUCAUCGACGGCACCAUCUCGUCCGAGUACAAGCUGGAGGAGCACGUGUACGUCGGGGACGCAGCAAGGCCAGCACGCCAUCGGUCUCGCCUUCCCUGGUUCCUCGCCGAGCGCCACGAAGCGGAAGAGAGAAUGGUGAAGGAGAAGGGGAAUGAGAAGGGAAAGGGUGUUGGUGGAAAGGCAAUGCUCCUAGGUACCAAUUAUGGCCAAGAUAGCCAGGAGGUUCCUUACUAUCCCGGCUACCUCCGUGUCUUCAGAAUCUACCUUCAGCACGACCAGAAGGAUUUUAGAUGACCACAGGAGUUCGUUAAAACCAGUUAUAGUGGAGGCAUUAGUUUGUGGUGCAAGUUAUAUCAAGGGUGCUCACGUUGACUUGAAUCUGGUGCCGAGGGAUGAGAAUGAAGAGGAUGAUGUUGAAACCAUCAAGUUACCCAUCGUGGAGGAGAUCAACGAUUGACGCUCAUCAUGUGGGUUAUGUUGGAACUUGUCAAGUCAUGAACUGUGAAUUGUCACAGCUAGCUUGGAGAUGAACCUCUCAUUUGUGUUAUGUUCAACUUGCCAAUUGACAUGGACUUGAAAUUGUCAUUGCAAGUCUGUAAUCGUGUCGUUCAAUGAUGAUAAGACAUUAUGUUUGUGGAUGUGGUAUUUGUGUUGCUUAACCUGAUUUGUGCUAUGUUUGCUGUCAAAAUCAGUUGUUUUGAUGUCCAAAACACAAAGGAAAUGCUGUCCGAAUUUAGUUAUUUUUACUGUCCAAAUUUAGUCCA